Colletotrichum costaricense is the source of this 1650-nucleotide messenger RNA. RefSeq lists its product as uncharacterized. Gene Ontology annotation, molecular function: transmembrane transporter activity. Gene Ontology annotation, cellular component: plasma membrane. Gene Ontology annotation, biological process: transmembrane transport. Lineage: Eukaryota; Fungi; Ascomycota; Sordariomycetes; Glomerellales; Glomerellaceae. The record is from RefSeq and is a predicted model, not a curated record. Bases 1 to 1650 code for a protein of 549 amino acids. The transcript is spliced from 4 exons.
AUGUCAUUGCCAAACAGCGCUCCUCACGUGGGUACCGUCAAUUACGAUCAGGCACAGGUGCCUGGGACCGUCUAUCUUAUUGAUCUAGACGGGCAUCUGAACGCUUGUCAUGAGAGCCGACGUAGCGACAUCGUCCUUGUUCCUACCCCAUCAAGUGAUCCCGAUGAUCCAUUGAACUGGAGCCCUGUGCGCAAGCGGGUUGGGCUUCUUUGUUCCAUCACCUACUGUACGACGGUUGGUAUUUGCUCGGCGGCUCUAUACUCCGUUCUGGGCGAUAUUUCGGCGAAUUCAGAUCUUUCCCUGGCCGAUCUCAACGCAGGAACCGGCUACAUGUUCUUGUUCGCAGGCAUAGGCUGCUUAGCAUUCCAGCCACUCGCGCUUCAGUUUGGAAAACGACCAGUCUAUUUGAUGAGCUUACUUGGGAACCUUGGAAUGAUGCUUUGGGCACCGUAUACGACCUCAAAAGGAGAAUGGUUCGCUAGUAAAAUUCUGCAGGGGUUGUUUAGCGCACCGUUGGAGAGUCUCUGUGAAAUAACUAUUGCCGACCUGUAUUUUGUCCACGAGCGUGGCUUCUACAUGUCCUUCUAUGCCCUUGCCCUCUCCGGGAGCAGUAUGUCUGCGCCAAUAUUUGCUGGUCUGAUUGCAGCUGGACAGUCUUGGAAAUGGGUAUUUUUCUGGUGCGCGAUAUUGUGUGCUGUCACAAUCGUCGUGCUUUUCUUUUUCUUGGAGGAGACAAACUACAAGCGGUCAAAUGUACCCGUUGUCCUAGGCGGAGUCAACAACCCGAUCUCGCUGGAGGCAACUUUGUCCGGAGACAGAAAACCAGACACCGGUACCGUCCAAAGUAAUAUGAACCCUGGCAUCGAGUCGAAAGGGACACAGGUCACGUACCUAAAACAACGAUCUUUCUUGGACAAGUUGAAGCUUUUCGACCGGGCACGAAUGGGAUCUAACGGAGCCUUCCUACCUAUGCUUUGGCUCCCAUUCAAAUGCAUGCGGCUUCCUUUGAUCGUUUUCUGUGGCUUCUAUUACGGCUCGAGCUUAGUCUGGUACAGCGUACUCAACGGCACCGCAGCACUAAUACUGGAGGGCCAGUAUGGAUUCUCGACGACUGCCAUCGGUGCCUCCUUUGUGGCUCCCCUCCUUGGUGUGUUUGCUGGCUCCGCGUACACGGCAUAUUUCGGCAAUCCAUGGACACUGCAUCAAGCACGCAAGAACAACGGCAUACUCGAGGCCGAGCAUCGCCUGUGGCUCCUGACGCCACCGAUAAUGCUUCUACCGUUGGGGUUGGUGCUGUGGGGCGUGGGAGCGGCACAGAAAGUCCACUGGUUCGGCGUGCUCUUCGCUAUGUUCAUAGUAUCCGGCACGAGCGCGCUUUCAGUACAAGGCUCGACUACGUACUGCAUCGAAAGCUACCACCUAAUCAGCGGCCAGGCCAUGGUUUCCAUUAUGCUGAUUCGCAACACGAUGAGUUUUGCUGUCAACUACGGGCUAACGACCUGGGUCACAAAUAUGGGGCUCCAGAAUGCUUUCAUCCUUGCCGCGGUCGCAGGUGCAUUUCAGACGGCGUCGGUGCUUCCCGUCAUUAAGUGGGGUAAGGUGUUGAGGAAACGGAGUGUUUCAACUUACUUCAAGUAUGCAAACCUAUGA